CACGUGUCUGUCUUCGAUGAACUUUGCGUCAUCUCCUUCUUCUCCAUUCUCUCCUCUUUGAUCCAUUUCCACCAAAAAAAAAUAGUUUUAUUUAUCUUUCUCGAAACAGGAAAAACAUGGCGGAGGACGAUGCAGACCCUAGUACAAUCCUCUACAUUCAUCCUCGGAGGGAAGCCUUUGCCCACGGUCUUCUUCCAAUUCCCAAGCUCAUCUUCAACGACGGCAUACAAACCCUAGGUCCUCUUAAGGACAAGCUUCUCGAGAGAUCUUCUCAAUCCCCUAAUCGCCGCCUUGACUCUCUUGCCAUAUCCGACGUCCUCCAGAUUUCACCCGACCAUGCCCGCUUGGUUCUCGAUACCAUCGCUUGCGUUCUUUUCUCCGAUUCCGAUCCCCUUGUCACCGCCAGCCCCGAUGAGGUUGAGUCCGUCGGUGUUAAUGUCUAUGACCUGGUUUUAUUUCUCUACAUUCAGUCUUAUAAACGCCUUCUUUCUCGGACGCAUAAGGAUUCUGCCUCUGUCGCCGAUGUCUGGCCUUCUACUUCAGCUUUCGAUGGUUACCUAUCGGCUCUAUCGCCAUUGCAGCUUGUGCGUAGCAACAGUCGUCGCUUUAUGCCAUCACAAGCUGAUGAAGAGGCUCAUCAGUUAUCUUACCUGCAGAAGCACAUGGCGAAUAUCCUUUCUCUUUUAGCUGAUUCUGAAGUUGGGGAAGUGAAAGGGGAAGGAGAAUGCUCUCUGGAAGUUGUGAGUGUGGAAAACUUUGAACACCUCGAUUAUCUGGUAUACUUUGGUGAAAGAGGAUCCGAAAAAACUCCCUUAAGCCAAUCCUCCCCAUUCUUUGCUAAUUCAGACCCGGACAUGCCUGCUGCUCCUAUUCCUGCAACCCAAGUUCAUGAAUGGCUUUUACAGAAACUAGCAUCUUCUUUAGAACACGUUUCUGAAAUAAUAACCUCCUCAAAAGAAAAUGGAACUGCGGUUGUUGAUCAGGAUGUUCCUAUGGCUGACGCCCCGCCGACAAGUUCUACCAAGUCCUCCAUCAAUGCUAAGGCUUCCAAUUUUAUUGAAGGGAUCUCAAAAUCAUCUUAUCUUAAACAGGCCAGCGAUCUCAAAGAAUCUUCUGUCAAGGUGGUGAACUGCCACGAGUCUGUCAUUUACAUAUUAGCUCCACUGAAAUAUGCUACCAUUUAUGGAUGUUCUGAUGCAACUGUAGUUCUUGGAGCUGUUGGCAAGACAGUAAGAGUUGAACACUGUGAGCGAGUUCAUGUUGUUCUAGCUGCCAAAAGAAUUUGUGUUGCAAAUUGUCGUGAAUGUGUUUUCUUCAUAGGAGUGAAUCAGCGACCUCUAAUGGUUGGUGAUAACCAUAAGUUGCAGGUGGCACCAUACAACACAUAUUACUCGCAGUUGGAGGAGCACAUGAAACAAGUGGGCAUCGAUGCAACUGUCAACAAAUGGGAUGAGCCAGUUUCUUUGGGAGUUGUUGAUCCACACGAUUCAAUGUCUCAUCCUGCAGGCGCGUCUGAUGUUCAAGCCGAGUCUGCAACCAAUGUAGAUCCUGAUCAGUUUACCAAUUUUUUGAUUCCAAACUGGUCUGAUGGUGAAACUCCUGGAUCUACAAAAGACAACCCAUUCAAGCUGCCUGACCCUUAUAAGCAAUCUCAGCAAAGAAAUACGGACAACCUGGGCGAACUUAAACAAAUUUUGCGAGAGACCCAACUCGAUGACAGUCGGAAACGAGAGUUAUCAAGUGCACUCCACAUAUAUUUCAAGGAUUGGUUAUAUGCCACUGGAAAUAUCAGGCAGCUGUACUGCCUUCAAGGCGACUGAAUCCUGCUUUAGUCACAAUCCAAAGAAGUAUAGUUGUAUUAGGGAAGCCUCUCAUCUUAUCAAAGAGUAUGGGUGGUGGAAUUUUUUUUGCCACCAACUCAGUCUAAUAACCAAACUAAAUAAUGGUAAUAGGAGCACCUUGCUUAGGCAAGAGUAAUAUUCCUUCUUGGAAGUCUUUGUUCUGUAAUAGUUUUUUAGUUCAGUUAUUGUUACAGAUCAAACAGAGUAGGAUUGGUUAUUUCUGGAGUUUGACAGCUCCAUGGGAAAAGAGCCUUGCUUCUUGAGAGCUCCCUUUUAACUAUUAUUUUCUCACAUUCUCUUCAUUUUAUUGGAAAAUUGAAUUUCUUUUUAUUUAGCUUAAGAUAUUUUUUAGAUUAUGUUCUAAUUAUUAUAAGAUUUUUGUUAGUUUAUUUCGUAUACAAAAUUAUAAUAAAAUAUCAUAUAAUUUUUAUUUAUCAACAUGAAUUCUGGGUAAGGCUAAGACAUAGGUAAAAGUACCUCUGAUCCAAAACUAACUUAAGGGGUUCAUCUGGAGCAACUUCUCUGCUUGAUCUGGGAAGAAUGUGAUAAAUAGAUAUGCAC
Impatiens glandulifera is the source of this 2402-nucleotide messenger RNA. Its product is annotated as TBCC domain-containing protein 1-like. The coding region runs from base 117 to 1820 and encodes 567 amino acids. The transcript has 9 exons. The record is from RefSeq and is a predicted model, not a curated record. NCBI's taxonomy places the organism in Eukaryota, Viridiplantae, Streptophyta, Magnoliopsida, Ericales, Balsaminaceae.